AUUCGCACGUGCCGGGUUCUGGUCGCAGUUUGCGCUACUGCAAUGAAGACAUCUGCCCUAAGUCUUUAAUUUUCCAUUUUGCGAAUCAAUCGAUGUUCACAGGAGGUUGUUUGCCAGUGAGCUUUGUGUAGGAUCUCGCUUUUCGGUGCUCAUGUUUUCGUGACACGACGCGGUCUAAAAAUAAAUAACCACAACGCGGUCUUGGAUCAAUGCAAGUUUUCCUCGUCACCAAGAAGUCGGUACCUUAUACUGUAAAGUGUGUUGUUAUGUGGAUCGAUAUUGUCACCUUAUCAGCUCGAGAGAUAAGGCUGAUGUAUGCAUCAUUUCCAACGUGAGUGAAAUGAGUCAGAAGUAAACACGAACACAAAUAAUACCAAAAGAACCGCCUGCAAAUACGAUUUUAGUGAAGAAUAUUUCCUUAAUUUUCUCCAUGCCGAUGUCUGAUGUCUGAUUUUCCUCAUCAAUCGGUGAUGUGUUUGAGAAGCAUCUGUUUUUCGCAGCUUGAGUAGACGUCCACUCCCGUGCGGUGCGGUGCAAAUCAGCGUGCGGUAAAUCCUCUGCUGGAAGUGUUUUGAGUAGUGACCGAUGAUGUGCACGUCGAACUUGAUCGUGAGGAAAAUCAACACUUUUCUGUGUUUGUUAGGAUAAAUUUACGAACGAUUCCACGCUUCAACGUAACCGACAGUCCCGUUUAUUCAACCCAUGGCAUCAUCAAUGUGUACAUACCUAACAUAAAACAAUGAGCAGGGUUGUUGAAUGUAUCAAAUGUUUCUGCGGCUGCAACGAACUUUCCAAAGAUCGAAUCAAAGAGCUUCUCUGUAAGAAAAUCCAUGGAUUUCUCAACGACAACGAGGCGGUGACGAUGUUCAAAAAGUUUAUUCCCAGCGAUUCACGCACUCACAAGCAUAUCGAUAUAGUCGCUCGGGCUAAAUUAUACCAGCAGGCGGAAAUUGACACGGACUCGGAUGAUUGGGAAGAGUUUGUGGAAGAUCUGGAAGAACAGUUUGAAGACGAAUUGAAGGAAAGCUCAGAGACCAACGCUGUGCUCGAAAAGAUAAUUUUCUAUUACAGUAAAAAGAUUGAGACGUCCACUGAUUAUCAAAACUAUACCGAUAACUUGAAGCAAAAGUAUAAGAAAAUUCGUUCACCGAGAAGUAGGUAAUCGGUAGGUCAGAAAAUGCCUUAGUGGUUCAGAACGCACAAACAUAAGUUUAUUUAAACUGUAUGCCUCGUUUGUUAUACAAUAUUUAAUGUAUCUUAUUAAAUUAUAAUAAAUAUGUUUA
Sabethes cyaneus is the source of this 1283-nucleotide messenger RNA. RefSeq lists its product as uncharacterized. Bases 740 to 1162 code for a protein of 140 amino acids. The transcript is spliced from 4 exons. The record is from RefSeq and is a predicted model, not a curated record. Lineage: Eukaryota; Metazoa; Arthropoda; Insecta; Diptera; Culicidae.